AUGUCUAAGUCAUGGCAGACUGUCUAUUCAAUGGAAAAUACUCCGUUAUCUCCUACGUGCCCUUGGCUUCUCCUUGCAGAAGAAAAGGAACAAAAAAGUCAUACACGCGUCUUUUACAACUUAUUUGACGAUGAAUUUUACAACUUCAAGUUGGCUGAGCUUGCUGGAAAAAAAUGUAUUGGAACAUCUUUUGGAUGGUUGCUCAGUGUAGGCACCGAUUUCCAGAUGAAUCUCUUUCAUCCAUUGUCUAAACACCAGUUAAGUCUUCCGCCUCAUCCAUAUGUUUGGGAAGGUUAUAAUCGCAAUUUUGAACUCAAUCCUAUAGAUUACAAUGAUAUCUUUCUUUACAAGUGUGUUUUAUCAAGGAAUCCGUGGAACUCAGUAACUCAUGAAUAUGAUCGUGAUUGCAUAAUCAUGAUUAUCCAUACUAAUUAUAAAACAUUGGCCUUCACUAAACCGGGAUAUAAGGCUUGGAUUGAUAUAAAAUGUGAUUCUCGAAAUUUUUAUGACAUUACAUUCUACAAGGACAAAUUUUAUGCCGUAAACAAUCAUGGCGACGUUUUUGUUUGUCACAUUGAAGAUGAUAUUGCAUUCGCUGAACGUAUUGCAAUCUACAAGGAAACUGAGGAUUAUAUCCAUAAGUAUCUUGUUGAAUCAUCGGGGGAUCUUUUGUUGGUUUCACGCAUACAAGGCGGCACUCAUUAUCAGGACAAUGAAUUCAUUAAUGAUGACUCUGAAGAUGAAGAUGAGUCUAUAGAUGAAAAUCCUUAUGUGACACUUGGGUUCACAGUUCUAAAAUUAGAAUGUUCUACUGAAGUGAAAAACAAGAAUGAAUACGAGUGGGUGAAUGUUGACAGCUUGGGUGAUCAAGCAUUGUUUGUGGGUGGCAAUUCAUCAGUUUCUUUGUCUGCAUCAAGCUUUAAUGGAUGCAAAGCUAAUUGUAUCUAUUUUAUAGAUGACAAUUUUGACUUCUUUCUUGCUACCUUAAAUGGUGGAGGGUAUGGCAUGGGUGCAUUUAGCAUGGAAGAUGGAAACAUUAAGCAGCAUUACCGAGGGGAAUCGCCCUCUUACUUUGCUCCUCCAGUCUGGUACAUUUAA
Molecule: messenger RNA, 1098 nt
Organism: Quercus lobata
Lineage: Eukaryota; Viridiplantae; Streptophyta; Magnoliopsida; Fagales; Fagaceae
Product: putative F-box protein At3g25750
Exons: 1
Coding region: 1-1098 (365 amino acids)
Source: RefSeq, a predicted model, not a curated record